Molecule: messenger RNA, 2906 nt
Organism: Armigeres subalbatus
Lineage: Eukaryota; Metazoa; Arthropoda; Insecta; Diptera; Culicidae
Gene: Tbc1d22
Product: TBC1 domain family member 22B
Exons: 5
Coding region: 399-1976 (525 amino acids)
Biological process (GO): activation of GTPase activity
Molecular function (GO): GTPase activator activity
Source: RefSeq, a predicted model, not a curated record
CUGUCAAAAUAGUGGGAAUGAAAAUUUCAUUCAGUUUUUCUGAAACACGAAGACGAUUCCAAUAUUUACUAAUUUACUUUUGCCAAAAAUUGCCCUCUUAAAUCGAGAUUACGUUAACUGGAUUGUGAAAGUACCGGGCUACUGAAGUGCGCGUACUUCAACGGUGACCGAUUGCCUUCGGUCGGUCCGCUGAAUCCAGCGGAAGCGCGAAGAUCCACCAAACGAUGGUCGACGGCAAAAGUUCAGCUCGUUGCAGCCUCAUCGUCAUCGUCGUCAGCUAAUUAGGGUGCGCUUACAGACGGUAAAUUCGUCGCUGUCUUCAUUAAUAUUCUACUCACUGGCGGCGGGGGUAUACGCGAUCGCAGCCUGAAACAGGAAUCAGCGAGACCGAGACAGGAAUGAGUAGCAGCAGCGAAGCUGGUUCGUCCUUCUGGAAGAACAACUCAGGACGGAUACCGGGAAGACCGACGGCCACUUCCAGAAUGGGCCCAGCCACCGGAGGUGGCGCUGUGCGUGGAGUUGGUGGUGGCGGCCCAGGUGGGGCCAGUUCGAGCAACUCCUUUCAGGAUUACCAGGAAUCGGUCAGCGAUGCGUGGGAUCUGGGUGACGACGAGUUCUGCAUCAUUUCCGGUACGGUAGACCCGACGGCGGCUCGGAUAUCGAAAAAGAUGUCCCACUCGGCGGCGUUGAAUGUCAUCAAAACGCAUCGCAGCGGUGGUGACCGGAGUGGCCGAUUGGCGGCGGAGGUUAGUGUACACAGAGGGAAUUCCGGAGCCGGCGGAACUACGGUAACUGGGACGAUGACCGUGGUGGAGAGCUUGGAUGAACUGAAAAUCGACAGAAGUGUGACGGAGAAGGCUCUGGCGCAGCACUGCGAAGCAUUGAAUCACGUCAACGAGAACCGUUAUCGACAAAGGUUUCACGCGUACCCGGGCCGUCCACAGUUAUUAAAAUUAUCGUCCAACGUGGCAUCGAAGGACGUCGAAUGUGAAUCCAAAUACGAAAAGUUUACCAACAUCCUCGAAGCGCCACUGUUGAAUCUGAUCGCCCUGAAGGAACUCAGCUGGUCCGGGAUUCCACGGCGGAUGCGAGCCGUCACGUGGCGCCUGCUGUCCGGAUAUCUACCGACGAGUCUGGAACGGCGGAACACCUUGCUGGAGCGGAAACGGGCCGACUACAAGAAGCUCGUCCAGCAGUACUUCCACGUGGAUAGUCGAGACGAGAUCCAGCAGGACACGUACCGACAGAUACACAUCGAUGUGCCUCGAAUGAACCCGCAUGUUUCGCUGUUCCAGCAGAAACUAGUACAGGAAAUGUUCGAGCGGAUUCUCUUCAUCUGGGCCAUACGGCAUCCAGCCUCCGGUUACGUGCAGGGAAUCAACGACCUGGUCACGCCAUUUUUCAUAGUAUUCCUACAGGAAUCUCUUGGGGCAGAAAAAGACCUGGAACAGUGCCAAUUGGGAGACCUUUCGCUGGAACAGCGCGAUAUUAUCGAAUCGGACUCGUUCUGGUGUUUGUCCAAAUUUCUCGACUGCAUUCAGGAUAACUACAUUUUUGCCCAGCUCGGCAUUCAGGAAAAAGUUAACCAACUGAAGGAACUCAUUCAGCGAAUUGACGGAACCCUCCACCGGCACCUGCAGACGCACGGUGUGGACUAUCUGCAGUUUUCGUUCCGAUGGAUGAACAACCUGCUAACCCGCGAACUGCCACUGUACUGCACGAUCCGGCUGUGGGACACCUAUCUGGCCGAGUCGGAUGGCUUUGCCGUGUUCCAGCUGUACGUGUGUGCGGCCUUUUUGUUGCACUGGCGCGAACAAUUGCUGCAGGAGAAGGACUUUCAGGGUCUCAUGUUGUUGCUGCAGAAUCUGCCGACCCACAGUUGGAUGGACUCGCAUAUUGGCGUCCUGGUGGCGGAAGCGUUCCGCCUGAAGUUCACCUACGCCGACACGCCCAAGCAUCUCGAGGGUAAAAGUUGACAGCACCACAGUGAGCGUAAUUACAAAUAUUGUAAAAACUAUCUCUAUAAGUUUAUAUAGGUUGGGAGAGUUGAGCAGAUUCUGUUAUUUUUUUUUAUUAUUCGAAGUUAUUUUACACACCACACAUUGAUUGUGUUAGAUUCGCAUGUUCAUAUAUAUGUUGUAGGUCCGAAAAUCAAGACGAUUAUGGCAGACGAUGGCAGAAUUCAGUAGGAUCGAGAGGUUAAUCAAUCAGAUUAGUGCGAAAAAAACAGUUGAAGACAUAAAAAUCGUUAGAUAUGAAAUAAAAAAGAAUUAACAACAUAAUCAAAUUACUUUGAAUAACAAGUAUCAAAAUUGUACAUUCUAGGGAACAUGUUUCGAAACAAAAUAUAUGGAAAAGUGAGAACAGAACUGAAGAAAUGAUUUCGACUUAUAUGUGCAAGAAUUUUUCGAGAACAAGGAGUGAAACUACCAAGGUAUGUAAUACAAAACAGAAUCGAUUCAAUGUAGGUUGCAAACUUAUGUUUAUUUUAUUGGGCGGAAUAAAUAAAUACAUGAUAAGGAGACUAGAUUAUAUUGCAAAAAGAAAAAUUAUUUUAUAGAUCAACAUAGAAUUUAUACGACAAGAAGAUUCUGUUCAAUUCAAUGAAAUUAGAUAAAAAACGACUUACUGAAAUGUCAGUUCAAUUACCGCGAUACACCAUAUUCUGUUGUAAAGAUCACUUUGAAAAAUUUAGGCGAAGUUAAAUUAAACAUAGGUUGAUAUGGAAAUUGAAAAUCUUGUAAAUAUCGCAAAAUUUUCAAAUAAAAAACUGCAGAAUUAGGAGUGAUCGCGGUAAGUUAAAACUUGAAACUAACUUAUUGGAAACCCAUGAUCAACAAAAAUAAAAAAAAUCAUCAGUACGCAUUAUAGGUAAUCAAUAAACAAUAUUAUUAAAAAAUCGAUAA